This is a messenger RNA of Nezara viridula (southern green stink bug), 2144 nucleotides long. The record is from the annotation of a GenBank genome assembly. Lineage: Eukaryota; Metazoa; Arthropoda; Insecta; Hemiptera; Pentatomidae.
AUGAUUCGUCAUUUUGAGAGCACCCAGCAGCGAUGCAGCGCGGCAAGAAUUCAGCCUCUCCGAUCCCAGGAAGGUGGUGGGGCCCUCUCUCCGCCGGCCUGGGGCUCUCUGCCUGCUUCCCUCCGAGGACAGCAACAGCGGCGGUGAUCUUCAUCGGCAUCCUCGGCCACCUCAUCUUCACAUGAGGGGCUGACCAGCGGGCCUCUCCCACUUGCUCACAGACUGACAGUCCCGUUGCACUUCCCAGUCUAUCUCUCUCAAGGGUCUGUCCUUGUAUAAUGCAAAAUUAUAUCAAACUGCAACACUCCACCAUAUAAAUCCAGCAGAAAUUAUUAAAAUAUAAAAAAAGCAAAAAAAAAAAAAAAUCCUCUCAAAUUCAGAGCAUUACAUAUCUUAAAGGAGAAAUAGUAAUGAAAUUAUAAUUAUGCAUUAUACAUGACAAAGUUAGUUUGCUGGGAAUGUAAACUAUAAGUUAUACAAUAAGAUAGGAUAGUUUAAAUGUGGGUAUACUUCCAAAUUUAAAUAUGGUAUAUAUAUUUUUUGUGUCACACAAUAAUAUUUUGUGGCCGAAUAAUUUGAACUUAUUUUGUUGAUUUUAUUAAAAUUCCACAGUUCUCUAAAAGAAAAAAAACUAAAAAAAAAAAAAAGAAGUGGGAUUCAUGUUGUCCUUGAAUUUAUUAUAAAUGUGUAAAUAAAAUUAAUAUUAAUAAUAAAGAUUAGAUUUUAAAUUUAAGAAUUUAUCAAAAUCAAAAUUUAUUCCCCAUUUUUUGAAAAUGUAUAAUAUAAUUUUAGGGUGUUUUAUACUAUUAAUUAGGUAACCCGAGUCACCCUCUCCCAAAGUAAAAAAAAAAAAAAUACACUAAGUUUAAAGUAAUUCAGCUAUUGAUGUUUUUCACAUACUUUUAUCUUUCGAAUCAAUUUAUAUUUUUGUGUCUUAAAUAUUCAUCUAGUUCACUUAUGUCGAUAUGUAACUGGUCACAAUGAUUCGACAAAUAAUAAAAUAUGAAAAAGGUGAGAAAAGUUUAAAUGUAUUAAAAAAAGUUUCUAAAAAGUGAUUUCCUUCAAACUAGUUUAAGCACAUUAAUAGAUUAACAAAAGUACCACCAUAGUGCAAGUUCAAUAAACUUAACAUACUCUCAGUGUUGUACGUAUUUUAACUAUCAGUAUGCACAAAAAUUAACAUAACAAACAGAAACAGAAAAAAAAAGUAAAAAAAAAAAAUGAAAUCAACUUCAGGUCAUAGGAAUUAAAUUCCUGGGAAUUUCAGGUGUUGUGAUAUUUUAAUAUGACAAGGAGUUUGAAAAUGGAGAAUUGAUAACUUCGUCAAAAGAAAAUAAAAAUAAUAAAGUUUUAAAAAAUAAACAUAAAGGCAUUUUAAGGUGAAAUUACGUGGAAGGACAUGACUCAGUGAUAUUUAAAAUAUUUUAGAAGGAAUGAUUGAACUGAAUAAUAAAAGAUGAAUUUAUUCCCUAGUUGUGAAAAUGUAAAUAGUUACUUGUUUUAUUCCUGUUUAAAUAUUAUGCACUUUUAGCAUUCCUAAGUUGCUACAGUUUACGAUUUAUUGUACAGUAUAUUAUUAUAUUAUAAUUUUUAUUGAUUUUUUUCUUUCUUUUUUUUUUGUUUAUUUUUAAGAAAUGUUAGAAAAAAAAAAGCAUAUCUCCUUAGAUCGGCCUUCAAGUUUUAUUUUGUCUUUUUCUUUAGAUGAAUGGCCUAUAUACAUUAUGCUAUUAAACGCCUGUUGUUAAAAUAUUGUUUGUUUGUGUUAUUUUUGUUUUGUUUUUUAUUUUGGAUAGUUGUUGAUAUUAUUUCUUUGAAUAAUUGUUAUAAUAUUAAAAAAAAAUCUAGAAUUUCAUUUUCUACUAUAUGUGAUUAUAUCUGCAAAUGUGUAUAUUGAGCUAAAUUUCAAUUUGCAUUAUACUUCUACAAAUGAAUGUAUAAUAAAAUAAAGAACAAAAAAAAAAUUAAAAACAAUAAAAUCAGAAAAAAAAAGUAUUAUUAAAUUUAUAUCGAUGAUUGAGCAGGAGAAAUAUUUAUGUUUUGUUAUUUAAGAUGAGAUGUGAGAAUUUGAUUUUUGAAGUGUAUAUUUAUGGACGAUAAAUGUUACUCACUGUUCUGUUGUCAUUCAUUGCUGUUUUCAAACAAUG